AUGCGGCACGAGUCGUCCGUCGGGCACGUCGUGCAGGUCUAUACCUACACCAUGAAGUGGUUCUUUGGCCUCCCGGACCCCGGCGUCAAGGCUUACCUGCGCGACAAGACGGGGCCGGAGCGCAAGCCGCACCCGGGCAGCGACCCCAGCUUCCCGGCACACAACCGCAUCUACAACAUCACCUAUCAGGGCUUCCUGACCGGGCUCUCGGGGCCCAACCUCGCCCACGCCUCGCGGCGGUACACCGAGCUCUUCCGCUCCAAUCUGGAGAAGCAGGCCCUGUCCCGCGAGUGGACAACCUACGACGACAUGGGCACCUUUUUCCAGGAGCUCGUGAGCAAGUCCAUCCUCGAGGCCCUCUUUGGCCCGGCGCUGCUCGAGUUGAACCCGACCUUCAACGACGACCUCUGGACCUUUGACCGCGACAUCCCCUGGCUCGCCCGGUGCCUGCCGUCCUUCAUCCUCCCGGGGGCCUACCGCCGCCGAGCCAGCCUCCUGGCCCAGGUCAAGCGAUGGCACGCCAACGCGCGGCAGAAUUUUACCGAGUCGAGCAUCGGCCCCGACGGCGAUGCUGAUCCCUACUGGGGCUCCGAGCUCAUGCGCCACCGCCACAAGAAGCUCCCCAAGGUGGAUGGCUUUGACGACGACUGCCUGGCGGCGGCCGACCUGGGUUUCAUCUGGGCUUCCGUCUCCAACGCGACACCGACCGUGACGUGGGUGACAGCCCACCUCUUCGAGGACGCCGCGCUCCGCGACUGCGCCCGCGCCGACGUCGCCCGCCUCGGCCCGCUCGACGCCAAGACGCUCUGCCAUGCCUCGCCCGUGCUCAGCUCCGUAUUUGCCGAGACGCUCCGGCUGCACAGCACCAUGUACUCGAUGCUGACGGCGCGGGGCGCCGACGCCCACCUGGGCAAGUGGCGCCUACCGCAGGGCCAGAUCGGCGUCGUCAACACGGGGCUCAGCCACAUGGACGAGCAGGUCUGGAACACGGGCGGCGGGGCGCACCCGCUCGCCUCCUUCUGGGCCAACCGCUUCCUCGUCUACCCCGGCGACCCGGACAGCGGGCCCCUGAACAGGGAGAGGCGUAUGCGUGCCGAUGCGGCGGUGGCGAAGCCCAAGCCCAAGCUAGACGAGGGCCAGGAGUAUGCGAGCAGCGGCGCGGUUGACCCCGGCGGCCCGACCUUUUCGCUUGAGGGCCUCGAGGGGUCGUGGAUCCCUUACGGAGGUGAGUUUGGCCACGUACACGCCUGUCCGGGCAGGGUGCUGUCCAAGCAGAUGGUCGUUUACACCUGCGCCCUCAUGGUGAGCCAGUUUGACAUUGAGCUGCUCGACGGUCCCGUGCCGGUGGAGAAGGACAGCUGGAGCUUCGGGUUCAACGUGGCAGUGCCGACGAAGAAGAUUCCCUUCCGGAUCAGGAAGCGGGAGUAG
This is a messenger RNA of Chaetomium strumarium, 1428 nucleotides long. RefSeq names its product Pfs, NACHT and ankyrin domain protein. The transcript has 3 exons. Gene Ontology annotation, molecular function: heme binding; steroid hydroxylase activity; iron ion binding. The record is from RefSeq and is a predicted model, not a curated record. NCBI's taxonomy places the organism in Eukaryota, Fungi, Ascomycota, Sordariomycetes, Sordariales, Chaetomiaceae. Bases 1 to 1428 code for a protein of 475 amino acids.